Molecule: messenger RNA, 1586 nt
Organism: Actinia tenebrosa (Australian red waratah sea anemone)
Lineage: Eukaryota; Metazoa; Cnidaria; Anthozoa; Actiniaria; Actiniidae
Source: RefSeq, a predicted model, not a curated record
ACUACAUCGUCAUUCAAGAUAGAAUGAAAGUGAAAGUAAACUGAGCAAUCAUCAAAACACAAGAGAAAUCGUUUGAAAGUUGGGGAUUGUAAAGCGAUGGCCGCCCUGAUUYUCGCAGUACCAGUCGUUGGUUUUGUAGCUGCAGCAACAGCACRAGCCUUUAAAGCUAUUGGAGGCCGAAAGAGAACCGAAUGCUAUGCCAUCGCCGCGGCCGCGUUUUCGGCUAUCUUCGGUGUACGAAUCAUCUGUGAAGAAGAAGCGAAAAUAGAAAUAGAGAAGGGCAAUCCUGAUGUGAAAAGACUAGAAAUCAAGGACCUUUUCAAACUAAAGCCAAGGAAUUUUGACGGACAGAGCCCAUCAYUGUACUACAUCCCGGAUUCUGCAUACGAUCCACAGUACGACUACGACUUCACUAAUCACUCUUCCUUCUUGGAAAGGUGUACCAGAGGAGGGUAUCCAUACAAGAGACCAGCUGGAUGGAAAAGAAAGGCUGUGAGAGUGAUCGGCAAGUAUAAAGAUGAUGUUUGGUUGGGACAACAAGGCUGGAGGAGUGAAUCUUCCUCAGGAGAAUGGCCAGUAUCCUUCCAUGGAACGAGGAUAGAGAAUGUCCAAAAUAUCGUCACUGAAGGCUACGACAUCGAGAAGUUCGUACGUCAUAAAUAUGGUCGCGGUAUCUACUCUACGCCCUAUUUUGAGGUCGCCGAACGAUAUGCCAUAAAAUUCAACUACAAAGGAGAAGACUACAAGUGCAUGCUGCAGAACCGAGUAAACCUAGAAGAAACUGAAACCGUUGAAACACUAGACGGACCAUACUUUAUCACUCCAAACGCCGAWAACAUCCGUCCAUAUGGCUUGUGUAUCAAGAAACUCUAACUCAGGACACAAAGCAUAGCUAAUGGAGUUAACUAUAAUAGCUAAUAGAGUUAACUUGAUGAUCAACUGCGUGAUCGAUAAAAUAAACUUUGUUUCACUAUCAUUUUCACACUUUGGAUUACAGUGAGGAAACUCGAAUCGUCAUCGGAAAAAAUCUMUUUGGUCAACUACGAUUUCAAUUUCACGGCCCCUCCUGUGAGCCCAUACAAAUAAGGUCUCAAAAACACGGUUUUUGGAUCUUUUUACUGGGUUGCCCGUGACAGCCCAGUCGUAAAAUKCCUUCGGAUUUUUUUGUAGUCUCCUUCAGGAAUGUUACAUUCUUGCGCAAGAGUACCCAUAUAUGGAUUUGAAUGACGUGAUAAUAGAUAAAUGGCUCAUAGAUUGGCUUAGCAGCUGAGGAUGUAAUUCCAGGCUUUAGUAGUAAUAUAAUUGAGCAGUAAAAGAAGRUUUCUAGGAUUGUAAUUCCGAUUUUUAUUAGUAUUAAUACAGCUACUCAGUCGGCAGUAUUUUGGCUUCAAUCGCGGGUUAGUAGAGCCUAAUUCAAAAUACGGAUUUCAGUUUUUGGUUAAUAAGGCAUAUAAAUGAAAAUAUCGUUAAAUUUUUACGCCGUAAUAGAGCUGGUAACUUUGGCAGUAAGUACUUUUCGCUAAGUUUUGAAUCCUUUUACUAACCGAGUUUCACAGUUCCACUUCACUGUUUUUGAUAUAUAAAAA